This is a messenger RNA of Paramuricea clavata, 6154 nucleotides long. NCBI's taxonomy places the organism in Eukaryota, Metazoa, Cnidaria, Anthozoa, Malacalcyonacea, Plexauridae. The record is from the annotation of a GenBank genome assembly.
CUCUGGAAUGUUCUCAAUGCAUGGCCGGAUACCAAGGUUGUAAUUUAAGUUGUAUAACAGAAGCUCUUCUGUGAUUUCAAAUAGAUUGAAAUGUGACAACAGUUCGACUUUGGGUGAGUAUUGCUUGAUACGUUUAAAAAAUUAACUCUCUAUAAGUCUUAAAAUUAAUUACAACGCGUUAGGAAUUUCCUUACAAUCAAUUUUAUUACUUCGGUCGUUCGGAGCAGAUGACACGUAUAAACAUUCCUGUUACAGCGUUGUCUUUUAAUUUAACAAAAUCUCAAUGUGCGUAUGGAUGAACUUGAUCCUCAUGCUUUAACCACUGUUUCAUUACACUUGAUUUUGACAUAACCAACUAUCGCAGUUUUAAUUUAAACAAUCGGUCAAGUGCCUUAUGUUCAUAAACUCAGUAUAGUUGAGAAUACAUUAUUAAGUAGUGUACCCACAUGGUAGUGAAUGCUGCCUUGGUAUAGCAUGCCUUGGUAUAGCAGUGUUCCUAAAUCUUUCAUAUUUUAAAGAACAAGGAUAAGAAAUAUUUUAAUGAAUUGGAAUCAUCCAUAAUUUGUACAUCAACAUUUUCAAAAACGUACCACAAUAACAGGCAUGCAGGUGACAUUUAACAUGUGCGACUGUGCGUCUCACUAAAUUUGUGUGUUUAAUAAUAAUUUUUAUCAAAGAAGGCAAAAAUAUAUACAAGACAACCUCACAUGUGAAAUCUGUUCACUUAUACGCACUGCAUGCCUUGUGAUGCAGCACAAGUAUAAAUUCAAAUGACAAAGAAUUUUUAUCCUAAAACAUAAUUAAUUAUGUUGAUCACACGGCACAGCAUGCAAGAUUUUUGCUGCCGAGCGCAGCGAGGCAGCACCACUGAGCUAUAAUAUUAUUGGAGGACGUGCUCGGCAUAAAAAAUGUCGCCAAAAACAUGGAGGAUUUCAGCCUUUGCUGACGCCAGAAUGACGCCAUCUGGUUUCUUUUGCUCAUGCAAUUACCACUGAACAAGGCUCAAUUUUGAGCCGGCUACUGCGCUACAAUUUCCACUCCUCCUGGUUUUUGAAAAAAUAUUUUGUUUUUGCAGUCGUAGAUUUGGAUUUUUGACAUAAUAUUUGGACUUCGACUAUUUUUUUCAAAGAUGUGCAGUUUGUACAAGUUAUCCUUGUUCGCUAAAGACAAUAAACAUAGAGAAAUAUCGGCAAAGACGAUAUUUGAAGUCUGUUGAGACGAGCUGACAGCCUGACGGGUAAAUAAUAUUUCACAGUUCAGUGAGUUCACAUUCUCGAGAACCUGAGUACUGUAAAUAUUAUUGGUGGGAUAUUAUUGUCUUAUUGGUGAGAUAUGAUUAUAUUUAAAUAUGAUGCUUAAUGCUUUAUUUUAGCCAGGGGUAUUUAAAGUUUUGGUUGUAGAAAAUACGUCGACUUUAUAAUAUAGUUUCAUUUAUUUUUAUUAAAUAUGGCUGAUAUGUUACAACCAUAUGGUUACAACCCAUUUUUACAAACUCGUACCCAGGGUAUUACCUUCGCUCACCCCCUGCUGCGGAAAUACCCUGGUGCCGGCUGGUCACGUGGCUCCCAGAUUUUGGGUGCUGAAAUAAAUUGCUAUUUAGGGAGGGGUGGUUAACAAUGAUUUGUUACGUAUUGAAAUUGUUACCUCCGCCAGGAGGUUAUGUAAUCAUCUGGGUUUGUAUGUACGUAUGUGUGUAUGUAUGUAUGUAUGUAUGUAUGUAUGUACUGUACAUGCUAAAUAAAUACCGGAAACAUCUGCAUAUUGGACAAAAAAAACCCAAUUAAUGGCACUUGUUUACCAAGUGGAAAAUACAGUAGAUUAUUAUUACUUGAAAAGAAUAUGAAAACUUGCAACAAACUAAUCAUAUCACGUUAAAAGACAUAUGUUUGUUCUUCCUAAUUGUGUUCUUCUAGACGUUUUGAACAUUGGUACCAACAAUCACAUGUGUAAAUAUGAAAAUCCGAAGUACACUUUACAGUAUAUAGUAAUUAUUGCAUUAUUAAACAAAAUAAAUUAAUACAUACAGUGUAUCUAUAAGGCAAUAUAAAUAAAUGAAGUUUUUUGGUAUAAUCAAUCCCCAGGACUUUGGGUCGUAAGGCAGCACAUCCUUUGCGAUAGUAACUUCUAGUUAUGUCGUAUUUCAGCCGCGUUUAUACUGCUUGGCGCAUUCGUUGCGUUAUACAUUUAUAUUCACAGAUUUAUUACCAAUAAAUCAACACUAUAUGAUAAUAUAGAACUCACAAAGUGCAGUCAGCUUUUUAUAAAUAAACCUUUUUAAAGCAUGUCAUUGUCAUUUGCAGACCAGAGGCAAAAAGCACAUCCACAUACCAAAUUUAAGCAAUCGUGAAAUCAUAUACAUGGAAAGAGGAAAGAAUAUGGAAAUAAUGUUGAAAGCACCGCGUAUUAUGGUGAAAGCACCGCGCGUAUAAUGCUCGAACCACCGCGUAUAAUGGUUGAUAAUAGAGACCUUACGAUUUUAGAACGGCAACGCGACGGCAACGGCUACCAAUACAAUAGAUCAUUGAAAAGAAUUGAGUAAUUACAAAAUAUGAAUAAUUUAGACAUUGUCCUCGCUCUGUUUACAACGCCAAAUCACAGAUUUUAACGUCUUGAUACGAUGGCUGCAUUCCAAGCCACUGACAAGUGCAACUUCGAACUGGGUAUAGCAGAACUCUUCCCAACCAUAAAACCCAUGUGUUCAACUUGUAAAACUGUAUUAGAUUCAUAGGAUUGAUAAUAUACGACGGAUUGAUAAUGGGCUCCUUGUGUAAUUAACAAUUAAUUCAACAAAUUGUACCUCAAGCUUAUUUAGGCUAAUAAUAUGUCUGUGAACUAUUUAUAAAAUUCCGGACUCCCUCUGUUCCGAGUGGGAUAUCUCGCGGGAGUCGUUCCAUGUUUUAGGCUGAUCAUGAACAUCAUCAAAAUCAUGGAUGCUUUGAUCUUGCGGUUCCUCAUUUGGCUUCGGAAUUCAUUUAAAUGUUGAAACGUUUCUUGUAAUCUUGCAGUUAAUGUUAUCUUCACUAGCUACAUUGUCUACGCCACAAUACUACACUACCUUUGUAGUAGGACUUAUAGGCUAAGUAAUUAAACGCUUCGCUUGUCAUUUGCUGACCCUGGCCCAUUGUUUCGGCUACUAUUUUUAUCAGGUUCCGCACGUUCCAAGAAAUUCCCAAAAUCUAUUAAACGUUUUAUUUCAUUUAUUUGACAGUAGUAAUAGGGCCAUUUAUACUGAGCGAAAAUAAGCCGCGGCCUAAAUAAGCCGCGGCUUAAAUAAGUCGCGAACUACUCGUAUAAACAGUCAAUUUGUUUUUUGUUUUUUUUUUUGUUUUGUUUUUUUAUAAACGGCUAAAAUAAGCCCAGGCAUGAAAGCCAGGUAGAAGGCCCUGGCUUGCGAGGUUGGCAUGAAAGCUAGGACUAAAUAAGCCGCGACUUAUUUCAAAUUGACUGUUUAUACGAGUUGUUCGCGACUUUUUUAAGCCGUGGCUUCUUUUCGCUCGUAUAUGCGUACGGGAACGAAAUAUUAGAAGUGUUGAAAGAAAUUUGCCCCACUUUUUUUCAUUUUGCCCGAUAUAAAAGGUUUUCAGUGAAAAAAGCCCAUGCAUAUUGCCGACCUGUAGGGGGAGAGGGGGGGGGGGGAGUUGGGAAUCAUCUAACGGUGAUUUAAAGAUUGCUGUAUUAUAUUUAUCGUCGCACUUCCUAUAGAUUUUUAGAACAUUAAUGUCGCAAACUACAGUCUACAGAGUUGCCCGCUAUCACUGAAUAUACAGAAGCCCGACUUCUUGGUUUUUCCUAUUAUUUUCCAAUGAUUUUGGCGUAACCGUAAUUCGUCAUCAAAAUGCUGACGCCAUGGGCCUAGCAGUGCGCGUUUUACCCCCUGAAAAUAUUCAAAACGGUGGAUGUCCACGGGUGUAAUGCCCCUCAUAAGCGCACUGGCUAGGCCCAUGGCGUCAGCAUUUUGAUGAUGAAUCAUGGCGUAGUAGCGGUUACGCGAGUCGACCAUCUGUAUAUCUUUAUUCUGUGCCGCUAUCACACAGCAUUGUAUCAUAUUUUAUUCAAUAUUUUUUAGAAACGAGCUGACCCAAAUAACUCAAUUCUCCUCAAGUAUGCGUCGGCAUUGCACUAAAUUAGCAUUGUUUUCGAUCUUAUUGGUGACUUUUGUGUUCGUGUGUUGGAACAUAUUUCUGAGCUAUGAUACCACAAUUCUGCCAGUUCUUCAAGAGAACGUUAACGCUCAUGGAAAUGUUUUGUUGAACAAUUUCGCUGCUCGUCAUGAUGACACCAUCACUUCUUCAAUACAGAGAGCACAACAAAACCCUAUAUCUAUUUCGCUUUUCAUAAGGAUGUCAACGAAACGAGAACACCUCAAGGUUCGAUUUUAUUGUAACAUGUUGAAGACAGUGGUUCUCUUUUGGCCUCCGUCGCUAGGUAAAAUGGUAAUUGUGCUUGACCAGGAGUCAGAGGGGGAUCAUAGAUUUGGAGCACAACUCAGCAAUCAGACCCGUGAACACUUUUCCAGCUAUAUUUUUGAUGUGCGAUAUGAGCCAUUACCGAGAGAUGGAACUAUUUUAGAUUUCCCUGGUCAACGAAAAGUUCCUGGCUAUAACCGACAGUUAUGGAGCAGUUUUUUUAUUGAUCUUUACACAAAUGAUGACAUCAUAGCAUGGCUAGAUACCGACUCGCCUUUCCUGUUGCCAGUUACAAUGCCAACCAUCAUGACCAACGGAAAAGUUAGAAUACUGGGCUCUACUUGCACAAAGGACCUCGUGUGGGUGAAGUCUUGGGCAGCAAUCACCGAAAAAGCUAUAGGAUUUCCGAUGGUGGCCGAUUUUAUGACAUAUUUUCCGGUGUACAUCUACCGUGACACUUUCACUCGUUGCAGGGAGCACAUACUCAAGAGAUUCAACACUGACAACUUUGAAGAAGCGUUCAAGAAAUUCUACCAUACAGGAACUGGUUACAUUUCCCCUGUCUGCGUUAUCAUAAGCUACGCCUGGUAUUUCGAGAAGGAUCGAUACAAUUGGAACAUACAGAUUUGCGGCGAUUUGAAUACGUACAAUAAUCGAUUGCCUUCAGGUCAUAAAAUUCAGCCUGAACAUGUAAAAGAUGUACUAACACAGCCACAAACAGCUUAUCACGGACCUUUAAACGCUGGCGACUUUUACGCAAAAGCCAUACCGAUUACUUUCUGUUUGUCGCAGGCAGCCGCUGGAAGGAAAUCAGCAAUGUGCGAGAAACAUCCAUCGUCUGAGAUUAACUAUUUAUUAAACCUUUUUAAGGCCGACAUGCAUAGCAUUAGGAAAAAUAAUCCGCAUCCUUGUACUGGAAAUUUCACCAAAAGCUGUUUGGAUAUUUUAGAACGUCACAUUGAAAAAAUCGGCGGAGAAAUUAAAACAAAUUCACGAAGACUUGAGUGGGAGGAUUUCGAGAAAGUCGACACGCUUGCCCGUGUGGCUGGUGUGACCUGCCCUGCGCAUCCUGUCUAAAAAAAAACAACACAUGAACAUGAACUGCAUGAUGAACAUGUUCGUGAUAUUUUAAACCUUGUGCUUUAUAACAACUUUAUGUAAAUUUUGAAUUUUCAAUACUGUAUUUAUCUAGUACUGUCACAAAACCUUUGGACAAUUUUCUACCAUGUUCAUUACUUUUAUUGUCAAACUGGCUUCGUUCAUUCUAUGAGUUUAACGUUAAAUGAUUUAAUUUCCUUACCUUUAUGUACGUCCUGAUAAAUGUGAUAUAUCCCACAAUUCCGUUUAAUCCUUCACUCCCGAUGCUACUUGCGGUUUUCAUUCCCGAUGCUAUUUGCGGCAAUUUUCCAAUACCCCUUUGCGGUCUUGACUGAGCAAACCGAGAUUUUCCCCCACUACUGAACAAUGCAACCUAUAUACGCGGGGACUUCUAUACGGGUGUAUCAAAAAAGCGCAAUCCUCGACUGAAAUGUAAAUUGCUAAACAAAUAAUAGACGAAAACGUCAAAGUUUACAUUCAUUUUAAAGCGUAGCCAUUCAGCUUUCUAACAGUGGGUUGUUUCUUAAAUUUGACUUAUUGGUUCGCGGGUGAUAAUACUUUACGUUAUUGCGAUUGGAGAUUAAAAAAAUUGAGAUGGAAUAACAAAUCGUUCUCAUGAAAAUAACUGAUUUUUUCAUUAAAACAAAAAA